Messenger RNA from Salmo salar (Atlantic salmon), 1011 nucleotides. Lineage: Eukaryota; Metazoa; Chordata; Actinopteri; Salmoniformes; Salmonidae. The record is from RefSeq and is a predicted model, not a curated record.
AUGACACCUCUGACACCUCUGCGGCCCCUAUUGGCAGGACGCCUCUGCGCCCCCUAUUGGCAGGACGCCUCUGCGCCCCCUAUUGGCAGGACGCCUGUGCGCCCCCUAUUGGCAGGACGCCUCUGCGCCCCCUAUUGGCAGGACACCUCUGCCCCCUAUGGGCAGGACGCCUCUGCGCCCCCUAUUGGCAGGACGCCUCUGUGUCCCCUAUUGGCAGGACGCCUCUGUGUGGGGGUUAGGGGUGGUUCCAGACAGAAUAGGUUAGUGCGGAGGUCAUCCUUAGUUAGAGCAGCACUAGUCCAGAAACCAACACCAGUCCAGAAACCAACACCAGUCCAGAAACCAACACCAGUCCAGAAACCAACACCAGCCCAGAAACCAGCACCAGUCCAGAAACCAGCACCAGUCCAGAAACCAGCACCAGUCCAGCAACCAGCACCAGUCCAGAAACCAACACCAGUCCAGAAACCAACAUCAGUCCAGAAACCAGCACCAGUCCAGCAACCAGCACCAGUCCAGAAACCAACACCAGUCCAGAAACCAGCACCAGUCCAGCAACCAGCACCAGUCCAGCAACCAGCACCAGUCCAGAAACCAACACCAGUCCAGAAACCAGCACCAGUCCAGCAACCAGCACCAGUCCAGAAACCAGCACCAGUCCAGAAACCAACACCAGUCCAGAAACCAACACCAGUCCAGAAACCAGCACCAGUCCAGAAACCAGCACCAGUCCAGAAACCAACACCAGUCCAGAAACCAGCACCAGUCCAGAAACCAACACCAGUCCAGAAACCAGCACCAGUCCAGAAACCAGUGCCAGUCCAGAAACCAACACCAGUCCAGAAACCAGCACCAGUCCAGAAACCAACACCAGUCCAGAAACCAGCACCAGUCCAGAAACCAACACCAGUCCAGGCAGUUACCAACCAAGACGUUUGGACAACCAGACACAAAGCAGGAGUUCAAAUCCACUUGUCCUACCUACCGGACCACAGAGGUUACAACGCAUGA